This is a messenger RNA of Penicillium taxi, 684 nucleotides long. RefSeq names its product translation elongation factor 1 subunit beta. Gene Ontology annotation, biological process: translational elongation. The record is from RefSeq and is a predicted model, not a curated record. Gene Ontology annotation, molecular function: guanyl-nucleotide exchange factor activity; translation elongation factor activity. NCBI's taxonomy places the organism in Eukaryota, Fungi, Ascomycota, Eurotiomycetes, Eurotiales, Aspergillaceae. Gene Ontology annotation, cellular component: eukaryotic translation elongation factor 1 complex; cytosol. Bases 1 to 684 code for a protein of 227 amino acids. The transcript has 4 exons.
AUGGGUUUCACUGACUUCGUCUCUGAUGCUGGCUUGGCUUUGGCCAACAGCUACCUGGCCAGCCGCUCCUACAUUAUUGGAUACUCCCCCAGCCAGGCUGAUGUCGUGACCUUCAAGGCCUUCACUGCCGCUCCUGACGCUGCCAAGUACCCCCACGUUGCCCGUUGGUACAAGCACAUCGCCUCUUACGAGAGCGAGUUCUCCACCCUUCCCGGUGACUCCUCUGCUGCAUUCACUGCCUACGGCCCUGAGUCCACUGAGUUGCCCGUCAACCCCAAGGACAAGCCCGAGGAGUCUGAGGAGGAGGACCUCUUCGGCUCUGACUCCGAGGAGGAGGAUGCCGCUGUUGUUGAGGAGCGCAACAAGCGUCUGGAGGAGUACAAGGCCAAGAAGGCUGCCAAGGGACCCAAGCCCGCUGCUAAGUCUCUUGUCACCCUCGAGGUUAAGCCCUGGGAUGACGAGACCGAUCUUGCCGAGAUGGAGGCCAACGUCCGCGCUAUUGAGCAGGAUGGUCUUGUCUGGGGAGCUUCCAAGUUGGUUGCUGUUGGUUUCGGUAUCAAGAAGCUCCAGAUCAACCUGGUCGUCGAGGACGAGAAGGUGUCUACUGAUGAGCUCCAGCAAAAGAUUGAGGAGGAUGAGGACCACGUCCAGUCCACUGACAUUGCUGCCAUGCAGAAGCUGUAA